This is a messenger RNA of Aspergillus mulundensis, 1836 nucleotides long. RefSeq names its product GMC family oxidoreductase. Gene Ontology annotation, molecular function: flavin adenine dinucleotide binding; oxidoreductase activity, acting on CH-OH group of donors. The record is from RefSeq and is a predicted model, not a curated record. The transcript is spliced from 6 exons. The coding region runs from base 1 to 1836 and encodes 611 amino acids. NCBI's taxonomy places the organism in Eukaryota, Fungi, Ascomycota, Eurotiomycetes, Eurotiales, Aspergillaceae. Gene Ontology annotation, biological process: secondary metabolite biosynthetic process.
AUGCACUUUGUACGGACAACCGCUAUCACGAUUCUGGCUCUAGGGCUCAGCUUCAUCUCACCAAGUCAAGCUCUGACCAGCGAGUCCGGAUUACUACCUACCUACGACUACGUGAUCGUUGGAGCUGGGGUCUCAGGUCUUACAGUAGCCAACCGCCUGUCGGAAAAUGAAAGUCUCAGUAUUCUCGUCAUCGAAGCAGGUGAAUUUGAUCAAGAUGAGGAUUACAUCCUGAUUCCCGGCUUGGCUGGGACCGGCAUCGGAUCAAAAUACGACUGGAACUUAACCUAUGUGGGAAAUCCAGACUUGGGAAACCGCAGUGUCUCCAUUCCGUUGGGCAAAGCGGUUGGAGGCUCGAGUUUGCUCAAUCGCAUGACCUUUGACCGUGGGUCGAGGGCUGAUUAUGACCGUUGGAAGACGCUGGGCAAUUCCGGCUGGGGAUGGACAGAUCUGUUUCCCUUCUUCAAAAAGAGUGAGAACUUCACUCCCCCGACUAGCGACAUCAUUGAUGAGUGGAACGUCACCUACGACCAAUCAGUCCAUGGAACCACAGGAAACGUCCAGUCCAGCUAUGCUCCCUGGAUAUGGCCAUCGACGAAGCAUUUCAUUAGUGCUGUUACUGACCUUGAGGUUCGUAUUCCCCUGGACGGUGCGAGCGGCGAUGCCCUCGGUGGAUUCUUCGUUUCGCAUAAUCAGGAUCCGGUCACUGCUACUCGGAGCGAUGCCCGUAGGGCGUAUUGGGACCCAGCAUCCGGGAGGCCAAACCUUCAAUUGGUCACUGGUCGGAAGGUCACAAAGCUGCUAAAUCGACAGACUGCUCGUGGAGUGCAGAUCACAGGAGUCGAGUUUGCGCCAUCUCCUUACGCUCAACGGAGUAUCGUCCAUGCCCGCAAGGAGGUAAUUCUUGCUGCCGGAGCUAUCCACUCACCCCAACUGCUCCAGCUCUCUGGUAUAGGUGACCCGGCACUCCUCGCGAGGCACAACAUCUCCACCGUCUCCAAUGUCCCAGGCGUCGGCCGUAACUUCCAGGACCAUCUUUACGUUCCGGUGGUCUUUUCAUUCGACUUCCCCCUGACAGCCACUAACCUCACCACGAACAGCACAUUCGCGGCCGAAUCCCUGGCUCUAUAUCACACUGACCAGACGGGCCCGUACGCAGACGCAACGGGAGAUUUUCUUGCCUUCCUGCCUACAGCAAAUUUCACAUCUCAAACGAGCGCUAUACAGCAGCUCGCCCAAUCCCAACAUACCACAUUGUAUCUCGACCCCGAUACCCCGGCUACGCUAGCACGCGGCUACGCCUCCCAACAUGAGCUCCUCACCACCGGCCUCGCCGCUGAAAAUGAAGCCCAGCUCGAAAUCAUCUGGUCAGACGGCACCUUCAUCCUAGGCCUGCAGCACCCCUUCUCGCGCGGCAGCGUGCGUCUCGCAUCAUCCGACCCCUUCACGCCGCCCCUCGCAGACCCAGCAUACCUGCGAAAUCCCGUCGACGUGGCUAUCCUAGUCGAGGCAAUCAAGUACGCGCGAUCUCUGGCCCAAACGCCCUCUUUAGCUGCGUUCAACCCUGUCGAACUCGUACCCGGUGGCAACGUUACCUCUGACUCGGAUUUGGAGGCGUAUAUUCGUGGCGCAGCGGAUUCUCUUUUCCAUCCGUCUGGGACUUGCUCGGUGGGGAGGGUUGAACUUGGCGGCGUUGUUGAUACGGAUUUUAGGGUGCAUGGCGUCAGCGGCCUGAGGGUGGUGGAUGCGAGUGUUUUCCCCUUGUUGCCGGCGACGCAUAUUCAGAGCUCGGUUUAUGCGGUUGCUGAGAAGGCUGCGGUGGCAAUCUUGUCUUCUUAA